UCCUAAUCUAUUCAACAUAAUGUCCUCAUUUUCCCUAAUCGAUCAAGAACUGCACUAAUGGUGUAAACUGUAAACAUCCUGUCGCCAUUUUUACACAGCUUUUCCGGCCCCCCAUAUCUAUAUUAUCAGUAUACCUCAUUUGAUCUCUUUCUCUGUAUCUAUCUGAAAUGGAGAAUAUGGUUCCGGUGAGGUUCAAGAGGGUGGCGGAAGCCUUCGACGAGGCGGUUCUCACAAUAAAGUCACGGCCUCCAUGCGGCAGCAGCGGCAGCGAGCACUCUGCCGCCGCCGCCGAAAGCUUGACGGAUGUGGAUUUUUCCGGCCUCGUGAAUUCGUUCAUGUGGGAGGGGCGAGUUGACUGGGCCGAUGAAGGCGCCCGGGACGACGAGGAUCGGCCGGAAGACCAGAGUUUCUGCGACGACGUCGGGGAAGCUAAGGAUGCUUUGGAGGGGCUGUUAAGGUACGAGGACGGAGAGAAUGGCGUAAGACAGAGGAGGUUGUUUGAGGAAGUGGAAAUUGCCCGCCGGCAGGAAUCCGGGGAUCUUUCUUCGCCGGAGUUUAAACGAAGGUUGAUGGCCCGGUUGCGCGUUCAGGGCUGGGAUGCCGGUCUGUGCAAAACAAGGUGGGAGAAGAAGGAGGGCUGCCCUAACAAGGGAGAUUACGAAUACAUAGACGUAAACAUGAACGGAGAACGUCACAUUAUAGAAGUAGACCUGAGAAGGGAGCUGGAAAUCGUGAGGCCGACAGCGGGAUACAGUUCGUUGCUGGAAGUGUUGCCCGAUGUGUACGCGGGGAAGACGGAUGAGCUGAAGAAGAUUGUAAGGAUAAUGAGCAAUGAGAUAAAGAGAUCAAUGAGGAAAAUGGGGAUUCAUGUUCCUCCAUGGAGAAGGCAUUCAUACAUGCAAGCCAAAUGGUUUAGCUCUUACAAGCGUACAACCAAUGGGAUCUCAGCAGCUGAUCACAUAAAGGACUCUUCUUCUUCUACUUCUUCAAGAAGGGUUGGAUUCUCCACAAGGCCAGAAGUUUCAUUCAAGUGCAGAGAGGACUUUGGGAUGAGGAAUAAUGGUUUCAGAGUUGGGAAUUUAUCUGCUGCUUUGAGUGGGGGCUAAUUAAGCUAGCUUCCCUACUCAUUCAAUUGGUUUGGCCCUUUUACUUGAAUGAUGAAAAAUGUGUAUAAAUAAUAAGAAUUUUGCUUUCUUAAGGAAUUUUUUGUGUAAUAAUAUAAUACGGAGUAUUCAAUCUAGCUGGAUAGAGAAAUAAUUAAGUUCUGAUGCUUUUAAAAGCAUCAAUUAUCCUUGCAUUGUAGUUUCUCUUUAAAGUGUACAUUAUAUAUGUUGGAAAAAUUGGGAGUAUUUCAAAUGAAUAAAGCAUUAUU
Cuscuta europaea is the source of this 1372-nucleotide messenger RNA. Lineage: Eukaryota; Viridiplantae; Streptophyta; Magnoliopsida; Solanales; Convolvulaceae. The record is from the annotation of a GenBank genome assembly.